Lycium ferocissimum is the source of this 2270-nucleotide messenger RNA. Its product is annotated as coronatine-insensitive protein 1. Bases 239 to 2032 code for a protein of 597 amino acids. Gene Ontology annotation, cellular component: SCF ubiquitin ligase complex. NCBI's taxonomy places the organism in Eukaryota, Viridiplantae, Streptophyta, Magnoliopsida, Solanales, Solanaceae. The transcript has 3 exons. The record is from RefSeq and is a predicted model, not a curated record. Gene Ontology annotation, biological process: SCF-dependent proteasomal ubiquitin-dependent protein catabolic process.
GCUCUUUUUUUUCCUUCCCCAAUAGCUUCUUCAUUUCUUACGUUUGAGAGCCGCAUAAUAGACAAAUUCAUAAGUUGGACCACUCUCUUAGGGUCUCUCUCCUAAAUACUGUUCCACUGUCGCCGUCCGAUCUACUUUCUCUCUCUACAUCUCACCGUUAAAAUCCCCUCCUUCUUCUUCUUCUUCUUCUUCUUCUUCUUAUCUCAAUGACAUAUCGUUAGCCGUUUCCAGUUUCGCGAUGGCGGAGCGUAACUCCACGCGCUCGACGGUUCACUGCGCAAACGACACGGUAUGGGAGUGCGUGAUACCGUACAUAACAGAAUCGCGUGAGAGAGACGCGGUAUCGUUAGUGUGUAAGAGAUGGUAUCAGAUCGAUUCAAUAACUCGCAAGCAUAUAACUAUGGCUUUAUGUUACACAGCUAAACCAGAACAACUUUCUAGAAGGUUCCCACAUCUUGAAUCCCUUAAAUUAAAAGGGAAACCACGUGCUGCUAUGUUUAAUUUAAUACCUGAAGAUUGGGGUGGUUAUGUUACACCAUGGGUUGUGGAAAUUGCUAACUCGUUUAGUAAAUUGAAAGCACUUCAUUUUAGGAGAAUGAUUGUUAGAGAUAUGGAUCUUGAAUUGCUUGCCAAGUAUCGGGGUAAAGUUCUUCAGGUUUUGAAGUUGGAUAAGUGUUCUGGAUUUUCUACUGAUGGUUUACUCCAUAUUUGUCGUUCCUGCAGGAACUUAAGAACUUUGAUUAUGGAAGAGAGUUCUAUAAUCGAGAAAGAUGGAGAAUGGGUGCAUGAACUAGCAGAGAACAACACAGUUCUUGAGAAUUUGAACUUUUACAUGACGGAUCUUCUGCAAGUUAGAGCCGAAGAUCUUGAAUUGAUAGCAAGAAAUUGUAAAUCUCUUGCCUCAAUGAAAAUUAGCGAGUGCGAAAUUACGAAUCUUCUUGGUUUCUUUAAAGCUGCAGCUGCAUUGGAGGAGUUUGGUGGUGGCACAUUUAAUGACCAACCAGAACCUGUUGCUGAAAAUGGCGGCUAUAAUGAGCAAUUGGGAAAAUAUGUCGGAGUAGUUUUCCCUCCAAGAUUGUCCCAAUUGGGCUUGACAUACUUAGGGAAACAUGAGAUGCCCAUCCUCUUUCCUAUCACGGCUCGUCUGAGGAAAUUGGAUCUUCUUUAUGCACUUCUUGACACAGCAGCCCACUGUUUGUUACUGCAAAGGUGUCCCAACUUGGAAAUUCUUGAGACGAGGAAUGUUGUUGGGGAUAGCGGGUUGGAAGUGCUUGGCCAGUACUGUAAGAGGUUAAAGCGGCUCAGGAUUGAGCGAGGAGCUGAUGAUCCGGGGAUGGAGGACGAAGAAGGUGCAGUUACACACAGAGGAUUGAUUGAUUUGGCGAAGGGAUGCAUUGAACUAGAAUACAUGGCUGUUUAUGUGUCAGAUAUUACUAAUGAAGCUUUGGAAAAUAUUGGCACAUAUCUGAAAAAUCUGUGUGAUUUUCGGCUGGUUUUGCUCGACAAAGAAGAAAGAAUAACAGAUCUGCCACUUGAUAAUGGUGUCCGUGCUUUACUAAGAGGUUGCCAUAAUCUUAGAAGGUUUGCCCUCUAUGUCCGAGCUGGGGGCCUUACUGAUGUAGGUCUCAGUUAUAUCGGGCAAUACAGCCCAAACGUGAGAUGGAUGCUUCUGGGAUAUGUUGGGGAAUCCGAUCGCGGCCUUCUGGAGUUCUCUAAAGGAUGUCCAAGCCUGCAAAAGCUAGAAGUGAGAGGCUGCUUUUUUAGUGAACGUGCAUUAGCUUUGGCUGCCUUGCAGCUAAAAUCAUUAAGGUACCUGUGGGUACAAGGAUACAGGGCAUCUGCAACUGGUCGUGAUCUCUUGGCGAUGGCUCGCCCAUUCUGGAAUAUUGAGUUGAUUCCUUCAAGACUAGUUGAUGGCGAAGAUCAUCCGCAUCCAGCCCAUAUACUUGCCUACUAUUCUCUUGCAGGGCAAAGAACUGAUUUUCCAAACACUGUCAGACCUUUGGAGCCAACUUACCUUCUCGCUGAAUAGGUUUGUAAAUAUAACUUUUCCUUGAGUGGAGUUGUUGGUGCUUCCCUUUUAGGUGUCUUGUCCAUAUGUAUGCCUAUUUUCAUUUUCUUUUUCUCCCCCUUUUUUCCUUGAUGAGAGUUUUUCCACGUUGAUUUUUGAUCUUUUCUUGUAGACAUGCAUCCUGUAAUAAGUUUGCCUUCUUUGGGUUAUCUGUAAUCUAACACUUGGUGAUCUUCCUUCCUAAUACCCCUUGAUCUCA